AUCGAAGAAAAGAACAAUAAGCUAAGAAAAUUUAUAAUAAUUAUAAUGUGUUGAAACCUCAAAACGUAUGCACGGUGGAACCGAUGAAAUUUACCAAACUGCUCAAACUGUAAACGUUUUGUAAUGUAGCUAACGGGGAUUUAUUGGCAUUUUAAAACAGGAAAAAACUAAACGCCUAUUUGUUGAUGUUAUAACUGUAGGUAAAACUACAAAGUUAGCCAGCGGAACAAAAGUGCUAUUGUGUAAAAUUAAACGAUGCAACUUAAAUACUGAAGAGAGAUGUAAUAGUAGAUAUAACGCUAUAUAAUUCGACGUGGAAUUAGGCACAGAUGUUUUAAUGGAUAUUUCUGCCAAGGAGAAACAAGGCUAAACGACGUCGAGUCGUGUUUCGUGCGGGUCGUAACAAGAAUAUGCAAACUAAAUUUUAGGCUAAUGGUAGUCGUUCAUUUGAAAUUUAUAUUUACAGUAUAAAUUAUUUUCACACUGGGAACAUAAAAUCGAGUAAAUAAUAAUUUCCGUUAGAUUCGAACGCACCCCAUCGGAUUUUAAAAAUUUUGUGAUCGUUCUUGUUAAAAUCCUACCUCCGAAAUACGUAUACCUUUAUAAAAAUAAGGUUUCCUAACACUACGCGGUCUGUUCUCACCUUCCCGUGAUGCCCCGCACCCUCUGGACCACACACAGUAGGUCAGGUAGUGUAGGAAGAGGGUGGAGCUGGUGAGACUUCCGUUAGUCGAGGUGACCACCCACGUGCCAGACAGGAAAUGACGCAGGCCACCACGUGCUCAGUCGGCUUGUACGUCAGUUCAGUUGGCAGAAUGACUACGUGAAGCGAGGACGCAUUGCCAGUCCCAGCAUGAAGCAAGGCGAUGGGAACUGCUGUGUGGAGCUAGGCCGGGUGACAUGGAUGAGGCCGUUGCAGCCUUUGUAUAGGCUCCCAGAUGUGGAAUUGGUCACGACGACAUCGCCUAGUUUUUUUGGAAGGAUGGUUUAUGCAUUAACUCACACUUACCUCAGUGACGAACGAAAUCGAGAAUAUUACGCCGACCGUUACACAUGUUUUCCUCCUCCCCUAUUUGUCAUCGUCGUAACUCUGAUCGAGUUAGGUGUCUUCACUUAUUACUCAGUAACCAUGGGUGAGAUUACGACGACCAGCACAGUCCCGAUCGAUAGUUUUUUUAUUUAUCGUCCGGAUAAAAGGACUGAAAUUUGGAGGUUUGUCUUCUACAUGGUUCUCCACAGUGGGUGGCUUCAUUUAUUAUUUAAUUUACUCGUUCAAGUACUAGUAGGAAUACCGCUAGAAAUGGUGCACGGAUCCAUCAGAAUAGGAACGGUUUAUAUGGCUGGUGUAGUUGCAGGUUCACUUGGUACCUCAGUCUUUGAUACAGAUGUUUUUCUUGUUGGUGCAUCUGGUGGAGUUUAUGCUCUCUUAGCAGCUCAUUUAGCAAAUGUAUUAUUGAAUUAUAAUCAAAUGGAGUUUGGAAUAAUAAGAGUGAUAGGAGUUAUAAUUAUUGCUAGUGCUGAUGUUGGUGUUGCUAUUUAUGAUCGGUAUGCUGGCAAUCAAGAAGGCACUCCAGUUUCGUACGUGGCUCAUCUUACUGGUGCAUUUGCUGGAUUGACAAUUGGAUUGUUAGUGUUGAAAAACUUUGAUCAGAAGUUUUAUGAACAAUUAUUAUGGUGGGCAGCAUUAGGUGUCUAUGCAGCAUGCACUCUUUUUGCUAUACUUUUCAAUAUUUUCAAUUACUAAUGAUUAUCAUCAGUAUUGAGAUAUUGAAAUAUUUCCAUUGUACAGUUUGUGUGGUGUGAAUUUUUUACGAACAAUGCAAGCACAUUUGCAGUGUACAAAGCAAAUUAUAUAUAUGUAGCUUAGAUUUAUUUAUUGAAAAAUUUAGAUAAAAGUCAGGUCAUGAUACCUGUAUUUGUACUCAGGUGUUUAUAUGUAGUCCAGGAUCACAAAUGUGACCCUAUUGCACUGUUAAUCUCAGGUCAUUACAUGGCAUAUUGUAUAUUGUCUAAUGUAUAUUGCCAGUAUAAGUGCUCUCUAACUAAGUCACCAUUUUGUUUUUGCAAUACACGUGAUAUUACCAAAUUUGAAUACUUGUAUUUUAUACAUUUAACAGAUUUGAAUUGGUGGUGGAGAAAGACGAGUAAAUGACCUUUUUUUUGUAACUUUAUUUUUUACAUGUUGUCUCUAGGAGAAUAUAAAUUGAUGUGUACACCUCUAAGAGGUAUUUUUUUGUGAAAAAUUUAUAGAAAUAAAUGUCCUGACAUUUUGUACAUACAUAAACG
This is a messenger RNA of Centruroides sculpturatus (bark scorpion), 2286 nucleotides long. Its product is annotated as protein rhomboid-like. The transcript is spliced from 7 exons. Gene Ontology annotation, cellular component: membrane. Bases 854 to 1744 code for a protein of 296 amino acids. NCBI's taxonomy places the organism in Eukaryota, Metazoa, Arthropoda, Arachnida, Scorpiones, Buthidae. Gene Ontology annotation, molecular function: serine-type endopeptidase activity. The record is from RefSeq and is a predicted model, not a curated record.